Dichomitus squalens LYAD-421 SS1 is the source of this 1575-nucleotide messenger RNA. RefSeq lists its product as uncharacterized. The coding region runs from base 146 to 1465 and encodes 439 amino acids. The transcript has 6 exons. Gene Ontology annotation, biological process: response to endoplasmic reticulum stress. The record is from RefSeq and is a predicted model, not a curated record. Gene Ontology annotation, cellular component: endoplasmic reticulum lumen. NCBI's taxonomy places the organism in Eukaryota, Fungi, Basidiomycota, Agaricomycetes, Polyporales, Polyporaceae. Gene Ontology annotation, molecular function: protein disulfide isomerase activity; protein-disulfide reductase activity.
CCUGAGUCGGGACGGUUACCCACGCGGCGCGCACCGAUCCUAUAACUUCAAGUCCACAUCUCUCGUCGACGUUCCCGCUACACUUCUGUGUGCACUCAGCUCUCGACCACAUUUGAGGCAGCCUUGUACACCACUCUCGACCGCCAUGCAGCUCCAGUAUUGGUUUGCGCUGGCUGUCGCGCUGACGCCUUCGCUGUCGUCGGCCGCGAUCUUCCCUAAGGACACACUCGUGAAGAUGAUUGAUGCGAAGGGUUUCAAGGAUGCUAUGAAAGCAAACGCGACAUCAUUGGUUGCGUUCGUCGCGCCUUGGUGCGGGCACUGCCAACGGAUGGCCCCCGAGUACAGCAAGGCCGCACUCGGCCUGUAUCCAAUGAUUCCGUUCUACGCUGUCGACUGCGACAAGGCAAGCAACAAGAAGUUCUGCGCGGACCAGGGGGUGCAGGGCUUCCCCACCGUCAAGCUAUUCCCGCGCGGCGGUAAGUCGAAGCCGGUCUUGUUCGACGGACCGAACCGAAGUGCAAGUGCCUUCUACUACUGGGCCUUGCGCAAUAUCCCCCACAAAGUCAAAAAGGUCUACCAUCUGGAGGAUCUGCCUGCAUGGAUAGAGGAGAACAAGGAGCUUCCUCGCGCCGUUCUCCUCAACCAGGGCAAGGACGUCCCUCUUCUCUGGCAGACGCUGGACAACAAGUAUCAGGGUCAGAUCAAGUUCGCCGUUCACCGCGAUCGACGCGGAAAGAGUUCCUUGAAGAUGGGGCUCGAGCAGGGCGAACCUAAGUCGUCCAAGGUUCUGCUGUAUCCAGCAGGUUCGACGGAGUACGUCCGCUAUGAGGGCAUUCAGAAGCACGACUCGCUAUCAAAGUUCUUCGAUUCGGUUCUCGACGGUACUGCUGACCUCACGACACUGAACAAGCAGGCGGCAGAAGAAGAGUUCGUCCCAGAUGAGGCGUUGCUGGAGAUCGAGCGUAAGCAAGAGGCGCAGCGUAUGGCACUUGCGCACGGUGGCUUUAGCAACCUCAUCGACUUCGAGGAGGCCAUCAAAAACGGCGCUGGGGCUGACUAUCACUCGAAGAACGGCUUUCCGGGCAUGAUGGGAGGCUCACUGCCCAAGAAGGAGAAGGAGAGCGGGAAGGCUAAGGCUGAGGAGGAUCCAAUACGGAAGAUCUUGAAGGCGCAGCAGGAGGCAGAGAAGAGCGAGCGCGGGAAACCGAAGAUGGCGAAGACAGAUGACGCGGGCCAGGUCGUGUUCACGCCGCAGUCGACGGGGCAUCCGAAGACGCCAGCUGCUGGAGAAACCACGACCGGCUCAGAGGCAACGGUUGCGGAAUCUGCUUCUUCAACUCUUGAGACAUUGUCCGCACCGGCUGAUGAAGCGUCAUCGACGACGUCAGAUACCGCAAGGGGCGCCGCUACCUCCUCUGCGGUCGGAGAAACGAAGGCGGGAGGGCAUGCGACUGAUGAAUUAUAACUGCAUCUCUGGGGACAGCGCGGUGUCGGCGAUACCUUAAGCUCGGUUUGUGGGUGACCGACAUGUAAUUUAUCGACAUGCUUCCAAGGUUCUGAUCGCAUUUGUAUUCC